Messenger RNA from Monopterus albus (swamp eel), 1507 nucleotides. Its product is annotated as galectin-3. Gene Ontology annotation, cellular component: nucleus; cytoplasm; immunological synapse. Gene Ontology annotation, biological process: positive regulation of calcium ion import; eosinophil chemotaxis; monocyte chemotaxis. The transcript has 2 exons. Lineage: Eukaryota; Metazoa; Chordata; Actinopteri; Synbranchiformes; Synbranchidae. Bases 1141 to 1464 code for a protein of 107 amino acids. The record is from RefSeq and is a predicted model, not a curated record. Gene Ontology annotation, molecular function: disaccharide binding; laminin binding; IgE binding.
UACCAUAUAUGGAGACACGCAAUCAUCCAGUGCAGCAUUUGUUUGCCGACAUCUUGAAAAGCUGUAGAGUCCUCCGGUGGUCAUAUGGAGAACUGUCUCUUCUCUCUGCAUUUCAUUAAAGCUCAGUGACUACAGUGCAUGUUUUAUUUCAAUCUACAGGAUACAGAACAUUUUUAACACAGAUUCAAAAAUGUAACUUUGUUAAAACGUACAGUGGCUGUUUUCAUUUUGGUUUGGUAGUUAUGCUUGACACUGACAUUUCACUUUCUUUGUGAUAGGAAAAGCUGAAGUGAACUUGACCUUGUUCUGACGGGCACCAUGGAUGUAAGUACCUUCAAAUUCUCAGAUCUCUACACUGUUAAGAAUGACGCAUAUCAUUGCAACUACUUUUUUCCACUGUUUCAAUUUAAAUAUAAAUGCUUAAAUCUUUGCUUGUGUCAAAUGGCCAUGUUUGCAAUUGCAAGUUGGUGUCCUCCACCCUGUCCCGUAUCUCCGUCCUGGUUCCUGAUACUUCUGUUUCUUCAUCUUCUUCUCCUCCUCCCUCUCAGCAUUCUGAUGCUCUGAGUGGCAGCUGCCCAUCUGCUGGUUCUGCCCCACAGGCCAACAGUCUUUGGUCCAGCCUGCCCACCUCUGGAUCUGGGUUCCCUGCAUGGCCAGGACAAUCCACCCAGUCUGCACCAUGCUGGCCCAGGACACAAACAGCUCCAGUCUGUCCCUGGACCAAUUUCAGUUCCAACCCUGACUCUGGCCAUAACACCAGCCCCUGCACCAACUUCACGUAUGAUCCCACCUCCAGUUAAAGUUCCAGCUCCUGCUCCAGUGCCUCGCUGGCCAGGCACCCAGUACCAGCCUCCCCACUUAUCACUUCCAAAGCAAGUUCCAGUCCCAGCACCACCUGCUCCUGCUCCUGCUACCAGCGACCAUCCAAAUGUACCAGGGUGGCCCACCCACCCACCCCGACUGGCCUUACCACACAGGACAGUCAUGGUGGCCUGGGCAGAAUCCAUCUAUCAUGCCUCCACACUGGGUUCCACCCACAUCAGGACGUCUAGUAAGUCAAAUGCAAAGAAUCUGAUUUGUAUGCUUCAUCCAGUGUUGUCAUUUGAUUGAAAGGCUGUUUCACUGUUCUUCUCUCUCUUGAUGCUUAGUGUGCCAUACAACUUGAACCUGCCCUGUGGGGUCUAUGACAAGAUGAUGAUGACCAUCCUGGCCCAUGUGCAACCUAAUGCUAAAAUGUUCACAGUAAACUUUCUGAGAGGCAAUGAUGUUGCCUUUCACAUCAACCCCCGCUUCAAUGAGGGGGGCAAACAAGUUGUGGUCUGUAACCACAAAGUAGGUGAGCGCUGGGGCUCAGAAGAGAGAGACCUGAAAGGACCCUUUCCCUUUGCUCUUGGGAUCCCUUUUAAGGUGAGUGGCAAAAUGAAGAAUCAGAUUGGGGCCAGUGGAUCGAGGAACUGGGCUUAAAGUUGUGAUGUCUGCUGUUAAGGGACAUUGUUGGCCUUCAAAG